Molecule: messenger RNA, 2004 nt
Organism: Cloeon dipterum
Lineage: Eukaryota; Metazoa; Arthropoda; Insecta; Ephemeroptera; Baetidae
Product: pescadillo homolog
Exons: 10
Coding region: 142-1968 (608 amino acids)
Biological process (GO): ribosome biogenesis; maturation of LSU-rRNA from tricistronic rRNA transcript (SSU-rRNA, 5.8S rRNA, LSU-rRNA)
Cellular component (GO): PeBoW complex; nucleolus
Molecular function (GO): RNA binding
Source: RefSeq, a predicted model, not a curated record
CUUGCAAGCGACGGAGACGACCAUAACACGUGGUUUUGUUGCCUGAGCCUGAGGUUUUGGUUAUUUUCAGUCGAUCGCUUGCUGCGGAAUUUUGACUUCGAAAUUUUUGCAAAUACUUAGUCCUUUGAACAACUUGUCAACAUGGUGAACCGAAAGAAGAAGUAUGAGGCAGGAACUGCUCAACGAUAUAUUACGAGGAAGUCUGCAAUGAAAAAGCUUCAACUGACUUUGAAGGACUUCAGGAAAAUGUGCAUUUUGAAGGGCAUUUACCCUAGAGAGCCAUCUAACAGGAGGAAGGCACAAAAGGGAAAGACGGGCGUCAAAACCCUCUACCAUGCCAAAGACAUCAAAUUCCUCAGCCACGAACCCAUGAUUUGGAAACUCAGGGAAUACAAGAUAUUUGCACGCAGAAUGGGAAGAGCAAGAGCUAUCAGAGAUUUUGAAAAAGUUCAUCAGUACAUAGAUAGCCACCCCACACUGACGCUUGACCACAUCGUGAGAGAAAGAUAUCCAACUUUUGUGGACGCGGUGCGUGACAUGGACGACUGCUUGACUCUUUGCUUCAUGUUCAGCACAUUCCCUAGCAUUAAGCACGUGAGACGAGACUUUUCUGCACUUUGCCGUAGACUCACAGUGGAAUUCAUGCACUACGUAAUGGCUGCAAGGGCUCUUCGCAAGGUAUUUAUCUCCAUCAAGGGUUACUACUUCCAAGCAGACAUCAGCGGCCAGACUGUCACUUGGAUCAUCCCUCACGUCUUCCCGUACAAGCCCGAGUCCAAGGAUGAUGUGGAUUUUAGAAUCAUGUCAACUUUUGUAGAGUUCUACACAGUGAUGUUGGGCUUUAUCAACUUCAAGCUGUACCAUUCUUUGAAUCUGUACUACCCUCCUAAAUUCCCAGUUUCAUCUAAGGAUGCUGAGAACAAAUUGCUUGUCGAUCAGGACGUGUUCGUGUCUGAAAGAAUCGCUGCGUUGAACUCCAAUUUGCUCAACUCGGAUGGUUCUGCUAACGAGUAUGUUGAAGAGGAGUUUGACAUGGAUGACAUCCACUUGACUGACGACCCAGAGAAAAUUGCUGAAGCCCGUGAAGAGCGUGACAAGGUCAAGAACCUAAAAACCCUCUUCAAGGGUCUGAAGGUGUUUGUUGGAAGAGAAGUGCCAAGAGAGCCAGUCGUUUUUGUGCUCCGCUGCUUUGGUGCUGAGGUUUCUUGGGAUCCUCUGCUAUUUGUUGGAUCCACUUUUGAUGAGCAUGACACCAAAAUCACUCAUCAGAUCGUGGACAGACCUUCAUUGGACAGGACUUACCUUUCCAGGUACUAUGUCCAGCCACAGUGGAUAUUUGAUAGCGUCAAUGCGAGGAAAUUACUCCCUGAGGUUGACUAUCUCAUGGGCAAAACUUUGCCACCUCACUUGUCACCAUUCACAAUUGUCAGAGAUGGACAAUAUCAACCUCCAGAAGAACAGGCUCUGAGGGAAGGCGUGCCCUUUAAACCACAAGUUCUUGAAGAAGAAAAGUCGGAGGAUGAAGAAGAGUCUGAAAAUGAUGAGGAGGCUGGAGAUGAUGAUGACAAGGAAGAAGAUGUCAAUAGUGAUGAUGAUGAUGAUGAUGAUGACGACGAUGACGACGAUGAUGAUGAAGAAGAAGAAAACGAAGAUUCUGACGAAGACGAAGAUGAAGAGGCGAAAGCAAUUUCCUCAAAAGAGCUUAAGGUCAAGCAAAUGGCUGUCAAAGCUGGGGAACUGGCAAAGGAGAAUCCUCGACAGCAACAAAUUGAUGAAGCCGCACAGCUUCGACUGAGGGAGAGAAUGAUCGCCCGAAAGCACAGAAAAUUGUAUAAGAGCAUGAUGAAAGGACGCAGGUCAAGACAGCAUGAGAUCAACCUGCUCACGAAAAAGCGGAAGGCCAUUGACGAAGAGACAAAGGCAGCCAAGAAGAAGACAAAGAAGAAGAAACAACCUGCAGAUAAGUGAAUCUUCUUGUAAUAAACAUAUUCCUUGAAUUUUUCA